AUGAGAGUAAGUCCAACUUCUUGUCUUUGUCCGGUUUUGCUUUGCCUCUGCUUCCUGGAGAGGGGAUAUGGCAGCGGCCAUCAUGGCGGCCAGGUCAGGCUCCCCUUUCGGAGCCAUAACCUCACCCGCAGCCACAACCAGACUAAGGGGCCGGACGGAGAGACUGAAGUGCACCACAGGCCCAAACGAGGCUGGAUCUGGAACCAGUUCUUUGUCUUGGAGGAACACAUAGGACCAGAUGCCCAAUACGUAGGGAAGCUUCACUCAAACUCGGACAAGGGUGACGGCUCUGUCAGAUAUAUUCUGAGCGGGGAAGGAGCGGGUACCAUCUUUAUCAUCGAUGAGGUCACGGGAGACAUACAUGCCACCAAAAGUCUGGACCGGGAGAAGAAGUCCCAUUACGUCCUGCAUGCGCAGGCCAUCGAUCGGAACACCAAUAAACCACUGGAACCAGAGUCAGAGUUUAUCAUUAAAGUGCAGGACAUCAAUGACAACGCACCCAAGUUUCCAGACGGUCCUUUCGUCACAUCUGUGCCGGAGAUGUCAGAAGUCGGUACAUCAGUGUUCCAGGUUACUGCCACAGAUGCGGAUGAUCCCACUUACGGGAACAGUGCCAGAGUGGUGUACAGUAUCCUCCACGGACAGCCCUACUUCUCCGUGGAUCCCAAAACUGGUAUUAUCAGGACAGCCUUAGCCAACAUGGAUCGGGAAGCGAGAGAGCACUAUGCUGUGGUGAUCCAGGCCAAAGACAUGGCAGGGCAGGUGGGAGGGCUGUCUGGCUCCACCACUGUCAACAUCACACUGACUGACGUCAAUGAUAACCCUCCCAAAUUCCCCCAGAAGAAUUACCAGGUGUUUGUACCAGAGUCAGCACAGGUGGGCAAACCGGUGGGGAAGAUCAAAGCCAACGACGAGGACGUGGGGGUCAACGCGGAGAUCAAAUACAGCAUCUUAAAUCCAGAGGGCGUGGCCAUGUUUUCCAUCAGCACAGACAGAGACAGCAGAGAGGGUAUCAUAACUCUAAAAAAGCCUCUGAACUAUGAAAAGAAGCGAUCAUACACUCUUCACAUUGAGGGGGUUAACACACAUUUGGAUCCACGAUUCUCCUACCUGGGCCCGUUUAAAGAUACAGCAACCCUAAAGAUCACUGUGGGAGAUGUAGAUGAGCCUCCUGUCUUCUCCAUGGACUAUUACAUCAUGGAUGUGUAUGAAGAUGCCAAGAUUGGCACAGAGGUGGGAGCAGUCACAGCACGGGAUCCUGACAGCAAAAACACCCCUAUAAGGUAUUUCAUUGAACGUGGUUUGCAUGCUGAUCCUUAUUUCGACAUCGAGGCAGACAGUGGGGUUAUCAGAACCACACAGCUCCUAGAUAGAGAGGACACGCCCUGGCACAACAUCACUGUCAUGGCAACAGAGAGAGAUAACCCGAGUCUUGUGAGUCACGUGCCUGUGACAGUUCAGGUACUGGACGUCAACGACAAUCCACCAGAGAUCAAUACAGAGGAAAACAUAAUUAUUUGUGAAGGCACAAGACCAGGACAAGUGAUACAGACCAUUACUGCUGUGGACAAGGAUGAUUUUGCGAAUGGCCAACGAUUUUCCUUCUCCUUUCCAAGCGACAUUCCUGUAAAUCCUAACUUCACACUUAAGGACAAUGAAGACAGCACAGCCAGUAUUGUUGCUCGGCGACGGAGAUUUAAUCGGAUGACACAGGAGCUGUAUGAGUUACCCAUCGUGGUGUGGGAUGGUGGGGAACCGAUGCUGAGUGGCACCAGCACGCUCACGCUGAGUGUGUGCCCAUGCCAACGUGGCAGCAGGGUGAAGAUAUGCCAGGGAGAGGCUUUCCUCUCCUCUGCAGGCCUCAGCACCGGAGCGCUCAUUGCCAUUUUACUGUGCGUGCUCAUACUGUUGGCUAUUGUUAUUCUGUUCAUCACUCUGCGACGAAGCAAAAAGGAGCCACUGAUCAUCUCGGAGGAGGACGUACGGGAGAAUGUGGUGACCUACGAUGAUGAGGGGGGUGGGGAGGAAGAUACCGAGGCCUUCGACAUCAUCGCCCUGCGCAACCCCGCUGCUGCGGAGGAGCUCAAGUUUCGCCGCGACGUCCGGCCGGAGGGCAGCCGCCCCGGAUCGUCACGGCAACUGCCCCGUAGACAUGCCGACCGUAACAGUCCCUGCUCUUCUCUACAGCUGGAUGAGGAGUUGGACGUGCGCGAGUUCAUUAAACAGAGACUGGUGGAGGCAGAUCAGGAUACAAGUGUGCCACCUUAUGAUUCACUGCAGACCUAUGCCUAUGAGGGCCAAGGGUCACCGGCAGGGUCAAUAAGCUCACUAGGGUCUGCCGGUAUGCAUUCCGAGCAGGAUUACACCUUUCUGGAUGACUGGGGUCCGGAGUUCCAGAAACUGGCAGAACUAUAUGGAGAGGAGACAGAGGCAGAGGUUGAAUCAGAAUCAGUGGAGAAGGAUACGGAUAAACCAACUUAA
Messenger RNA from Chanos chanos (milkfish), 2481 nucleotides. RefSeq names its product cadherin-18. The record is from RefSeq and is a predicted model, not a curated record. The transcript has 11 exons. The coding region runs from base 1 to 2481 and encodes 826 amino acids. Gene Ontology annotation, biological process: calcium-dependent cell-cell adhesion; multicellular organism development; homophilic cell-cell adhesion. Lineage: Eukaryota; Metazoa; Chordata; Actinopteri; Gonorynchiformes; Chanidae. Gene Ontology annotation, molecular function: cadherin binding; calcium ion binding; beta-catenin binding. Gene Ontology annotation, cellular component: plasma membrane; catenin complex; adherens junction.